UCCCCCUCCCACCCCACUGCUACUCCCCAGUCUCUCUUUCUAUCAUAUUCAAAGAGCCCUCUCUCUUUCUCUCUGACUCUCUAUUUCUACCGCUCUUUAGCUAUUGUUCCAUCGCUGUUGCUCCUUCCUCCUCCGUCCCUGGCGCUGCCUAUUCCUCCCUCCCUCUCUCUUCAUCUGCCUUUCUCUCUCUCUGUUUGUCUGUCUGUCUGCCUGUUUCUUCAGCUAGGGUUUCCAGCUUCCUCGUCUGCUGUGCUGGAACCCGCAUCCCACCGCUUCCUCAACGCUUCCGUGCUUUUGACAGGGUCCAAUCGCUUGAAGGUGGAAGAGCAAGGUGGAUUUAAUAACUCUAGGAGCAGCACCGCGUCCACGUCAAGGGUUUUCAAAACGAACGGAGAUAUUUACUUUUAGUAGACAUGGUCCAUGAUUAGAGAUGAUAUAUUCGGAAGUUUCUUUCCCAUAAUUCAUAUUAAAAGCUUCAAGCUUUGACAAUAAAGUUGCCUUCUAUUUGGCUGUGGGAUAGAUUCACUCCAACUGGCACUUUCAGGGUGUUGGGGAUGCAGGAGAAUAGAAGUGGUCUAUAGGUAGAUGCAUCUGUUGGUGGAGGAGUAAGGGGAAUCCUCCGUAUCUAGGAGUAGCGUGAUAUUGGCAGGCAAGCCAUGAUUCCGUGUGGUUCACCUCUUGCAGCUCAGAUUGGUUUUCAGGUUGCUAAUCUGAGCAAAGACAAUUACAAAUCUGUGGUUAAGGAGCUCUACGAGUUGAUCAGUUAUGGGCCGGAUGGGAGUAUCAUUCUAUUACGAAGUUGUCUUGAGCAAGUCAAUUUGGCGGAGAAUGAUCAAAAUCUGCAAGUAAAACUCGAUCUGUUGGCAAUUGUCAUUCGGGAUUUGAUUCGCCAGCCCAAUCUUGGGACUGUAUUAUGCGAAGCUUUGCAAAACCUUCCAUCUGUUAGUGAAGAGUUUCUAGCUAAUCUUUGCAGAGCGCUGGAUCUAUCUUUAUCGGAGCAACUUGCUCUUGGGCUUGCCCUUGCAGACGCAGAAGAUAAUAGUCAACGUCAACAAGGUCAAGCAUUUUUGGAGACGAAGGUUACGGAGUGGUGCCAUACUCCAACGUCAGACCUUUCAGAAGAUCUGAUUGAAAGGAUUUUAUGGUGUUUGUAUUCAAGUGAAUCACUUCUGGAACUUCGAUCGUCUUUUUUGAAGUCCUUGCAUGCUUUGCAACCGUUUGCAGUCGAUUCCUUAACGCUGACUCCCUUUCUGAAGGAUGUCAAUAAGGAAGUGGACUGCUUAAGAGAUUAUGAUGUAGCCAAGAAAUCUGGAUCGUUGCUUUCAGAAACCUUAUUGAUGGAGUUGGAGCGUGCGACUGACGUGGUUAGCUUACUAGAGGAGCUCGGGUUCGACUGCACAUAUAGUGUUGAUCAUUGCAAAGAGAUUCUGUCACAGGGUGGUCCUCUUAUAGAAAGCGACAUUGCACGGAUAUUGGGUACAGUGGCUCGAACUGCGAAGGGUUUUGAAGAGGUUCAGAGCAUACAUGGGCCAUUCUACAACUUACUUUGCAGUGGGGAGCCGAUACCUUCAAAAUUGACCACUUGGCACGUGGAAAUUCUUUUGGGUGCCAUUAAUCAAUUGAACCCGAGUAUGGAUUGGAGUUUGAUAGUGUCGAGUCUGGACUACGAGGGAUUCUUCUUGUCCGACGAACACGCCUUCACUCUAUUUAUGACUAUGUACAAACUGGGUUGUGAGGAUCCUUUUCCUAUCGAUGCUGUUUGUGGCCGUGUGUGGAAGAAUUAUGAGGGUCAGUUAUCUUUCUUGAGACACGCAAUUUCAGCAACUCCAGAGGUUUUCACUUUUGCUCAUUCGACACGUAAACUGACGGAGACUCACGAGGGAAAAUUGAAAUCACCUAAUCAUGCCUGGCUUUCUCUAGAUCUGCUUGAAGCGCUUUGUCGCCUUGCAGAAGUGGAUCGUUCUGAUCAAGUCCACGAGAUUUUGGAAUUCCCCCGUAAUCACUGUCCAGAGCUUCUGGCUUUGGGACUUGUGCAGGUCAAUAUUGGUGUAUCCUUGAAGGGUUCCCAAGAAAGCUUUCGGGAGGAAAUGCUGUCACUGGUACUUAGACCAUUGUUUGCACAAAUUAACCUUACUACUGAGGGUGAGACUGUUGACCCUUUAUGGAGUAAGCUAUGGUCCCUGAACUCAGAUGCGCUGAAAAUGGAAAUGGUGAAUUACCUCUGCUCGGGGGAUCCCUCUGCAUAUGACCAGGUUACGCAGGUCUGCAGAGGCUUGAAGGUUUUACCUGCAGUAUUGGACAGUAUGCCUUCGAAAGUUGCACUCAAGCUUGCUGUGUUCGCUGCGAGAAAAGGUGUUUUGAACCUAGAGAAAUGGCUGGAGGAAGAAUUAACCAUCCACCGAGACUCUUUUGCUGCAGUUUGCUUAAGUUUCUUGCAGAAAAAGAACUCCAUGUUCGAUGAAAUGAAUGGAUCAAUUGAACAUUCCGGAAACCAGCUCUCGGAUAUUUCUGCUGCUAUAUUGAAGGUUCUGUACGCUGCCUCAGGUCUUUUAUCUUCAGGGGAUCUUGUGAAUAGGAUUGUCAGAGCCAGAGGAAGUGAGAAUUUGAAAUCGUUAGAUGCAGGCCUGGCUUCUAUUGAAGCAUCACCACAAGAAAAUGAUGUCGAUAAAGAGGCAAAUUCUUAUUUUGAACGUGUGUAUCGUGGAGAGGUUCCUGUUCAAACUGUCGUCAACAUGCUUCAGCAAUUCAAUCAAUCACCUCCCAACUCGCGUGAAAAGGCCAUAUUUUCUCGAAUGGUAUCUUGUCUAUUUGAUGAACUUCCUCAUUUAAAUCAGUUUCCAGAGAAAGCUUUGGCUGUUACAGCAGUUCUUUUUGGGUCCCUGAUCAAGCACCAGCUGGUUUCAACCAGUACACUUGAAAAAGCCUUGACAUGCAUUUUGGGGGCUCUUACGAAACCAGUUGGGACAAAGAUGUUCUCGUUUGCUAUACAGGCGUUAGAUUCGUUUCGCGAACGUCUGAAAGAGUGGCCGGAGUUUUGCUAUCAUAUUCUACAAGUACCUCACAUUCGUGAGGCUCAGAAUGAGCUUGUGGACUUCAUUAUGAAUAUAGUUAAAGCGAAUCAUGUAGCAGAUCCAAAUUCUGUGAAUGAUUCUAAUGAGCCGUCUGUGGUAGCACUUCCAUCAACUGUAAAUGCACCAAGGAGCGUUUUGCAGGACUCCCAGGAUGAAAUUUUCAACUCAGCGUUUGCUGCUGUUGAUCCAGCUGGUAACAGGUUCUCAAGUUCUCAGUUACGGUAUCUGUCUGGACAGGGUUUGGAGGCAUUACUUCAAUCACCCGCGGGAAACUUCCCUUCAGGGGCCGGGACACAGCCACAGAAUGGCACUCAGUCUGUUGCACAGUCGAAUUUGGAUUCAUUGUUAUCGUCACAGGCAGGAUUUCGGACAAGCUCUGAAUCACCAUUUCAAUCAAUAUCCCGGACAUCAUCGACAACUCUUUCACAACAUCCGCAAUCUCAGUACUCCUCAGUUGAAGAGACGCCUGAUGGUGCCAGGUCUGAUGCACAAGUGAUGCAGAAUGCAACUACUUCAAACUUACAAGCCAAUCGAGCCUCUGAAGUAGCGGUCUCACAACAGCAAUCAAGUACGGAGUCAACCAAUCUUUCUGCAGCAGCCCCUUAUUUCCCAUUCUCAGCAGCUCCAAAUGGUCAGACGAACCAAGCUUCCAUGCGAACAAGUGCUAGAUCUGCAAACGUCUCAGGUUCACUCCGUACAGCUAUUUCUGGAUUUGGACAUGCUCUCAAUAUAGAGACUCUUGUUGCUGCUGCUGGGAAACGAGACAAGCCUAUUGAGGCACCAAGUUCAGAGAUUCAGGAUAAAGUAGCAUUUAUAAUCAACAAUAUAUCUUGGACAAAUCUGGAAGCUAAAGCAAAGGAAUGUGCCGAAAUUCUGAAGGAAGAAUACCAUCCAUGGUUUGCCCAAUAUGUUGUAAUGAAAAGAGCAAGCAUUGAGCCAAAUAAUCAUGAUACGUACAUCAAAUUUUUAGACAAGAUAGGUUCCAAGGAGUUGCACAAAGAAGUUCUCAAGACAACUUACGAAAAUUGCAAGGUUUUACUGGCCUCAAACUUGAUCAAGACUCACUCGGAGGAGAGGUCCCUUCUGAAGAAUUUAGGAAGCUGGCUUGGAAAGUUGACCAUUCGGCGGAAUCAAUCGUUGCGAGCUCGCGAGCUUGACCCGAAGUCUCUUAUUAUCAGAGCAUAUCAAAAAGGGCUUAUGAUUGCAAUUAUUCCUUUUACAUCUAAGGUGCUGGAGCCCUGUAACCAGAGUCUGGCUUACCAGCCUCCAAAUCCGUGGACUAUGGCGAUACUCAGCUUACUCGUCGAGAUUUACAAUUUGCCUAACCUGAAGAUGAAUCUGAAGUUUGAUAUUGAGGUUCUUUUUAAGAAUCUAAAUGUGGAUAUGAAGGAAGUGAAGCCCUCCAAGCUUCUCGAGGGUCUGGAGCGUGAGGUGGAAGGGAACCCGGAUUUUUCUAAUAAAGAUCCAGUAUUUUCUCAAUCACCCUCCCCAGCUUUGUCUGCCAAUAAUUCUUCACAAUCGGUGACUGUUCCAUCAUUGCCUCAGCAGUUGGAUAUUCCUCCUGAACUUCCAAUCCCCACCCAGCCUGCCACAUCAUUGGCUUCGUCGGUAAUUUCACAGUUAAUCGAGGAAGAAAGACCGUCUCUUGCUUUGGAUCGCAGCCAGAAUGGCCAAGCUUCGUCCAUUUCAUCCCAGCCAUCUUUCUCGUCUAGUCAGGUUUCAAUGGCGAUUCCUGAUUUGACUUCUUAUGUGGUCUUAAAUCCGAAGUUUACUGGCCUUGGUCAACAGCUUCAGCUUGCGAGGAUUGUGCCUCUGGCCAUGGAGCGCGCCAUUAGGGAAAUCAUAUCUCCUGUGGUAGAUCGAAGUGUGACAAUUGCUUGCAUGACCACUAGAGAGCUUGUUGUUAAGGAUUACGCAAUGGAAGCAGAUGAAACUCGUACAAACCAGUCUGCCAAUUUGAUGGUAGCUAGUCUGGCAGGCAGUUUGGCUCAUGUCACUUGCAAGGAGCCUUUGCGAGUUUCCAUGGCAAACUAUUUGAGGACGUUUCUGCAGACAGCUCUCGCUCAAGAUGUGCUAGAGCAAGCUGUGAAUUUAGUUACAAAUGACAAUCUGGACUUGGGUUGUGCUGUGAUCGAGAAAGCUGCUACUGAGAAGGCACAACGAGAUUUAGAAGAAGUGAUUGCUCCUGUACUGGCAUUGCGAAGAACCGAUAGAUUACGCUUGGGUUCUGCCUAUUACGAUAAAUACACUUACGCAAAUCGAAAUCUUAGUAGCCUUCCUGAGGCUCUGCGUCCAAGACCAGGGCGGUUGUCUGCUGCACAAGCACGCGUGUACGAGGAUUUUGCACGCCUCCCCUGGCAAAAUCAGCCCAGUCAUACCCCUGUUACUAGCGCAAGUCCUCCGGGAAUCACUAGUCUUUCGGGUAGAGGCAUUUAUGCUGUUCCGAGUCGCGAAGCUGGUGCCAACUCUAUCGCCUCAUUCAAUGUGAAUCAGUCCUCAUCCGUACUUGGUGCAACCUCUCAAGUUUCAGAUCUGUCAUCUGAUGAGCUUGACAUCAGAGAACCAUCUCCAAUAAGUUUCAGUUCAACAGCAUCUGUUGGUGGAGCAGAUGGGCAAUCUAGACAUUCUUUGGAGACUCCUCUCCCCUUUCCCACAUAUUCCAGCGCAUCAACUCCUCCUCCAGAACUCACUGCGGUGGAGACACCAAAUACUUCGAAGGGUACGCUAGGAACCACACCGUCUUCGACGCCUCCUUUGCCAACCGAACAUAUUGGAUCUACAGUACAGGAGCCAUCUCUAACUACUGGAGAGGCCUUGGAGAAGUUCAGUUCAGUGGCACAAAAGUUGGAUCUUGCUCUCUCCAGGGCAUCUUCGUUUAGCCCUUCGCUCCCGCUUGAUGAUGAAGUUCGGGUCCCAGUAAAUGAGGUGCCUGAAAUUAUUCUGCAAUGUGUGAGUAGGGACGAGGCAGCCCUAGCAAUUGCCCAAAAGGUUUUCAAGCGACUUUACGAAAACACCACCAGUCAACUACAUGUUGUAGUUCACCUUAGCAUCCUGGAAUCCAUUCGAGAUGUGUGCAGGAGAGUGGUCAAGGAAUUGACUAGCUGGGUUGUGUAUUCCGAUGAGGAUCGCAAGUUCAAUCGGGAAAUUACUGUUGGUCUUAUCAGAUCCGAAUUAAUCAAUUUGACGGACUACAGCUUGCACUUGACAAAGUGGAUUGAUGGAGGCCGAAAUAAGGAUGCCGUUGAUUUUGCUGCAUACCUUGUGAAGACGUGUGUCAUAGAAGAAGCAGGUGUUACCAGCACAGAAUUUUACAACGUGAUUGACGCUCUUGGCAAGCUUGCAGCACGGCCAGGCUCUCCCGAGUCAUUGCAGCAGUUGGUGGAAAUUGCGAAGGGUACGCCAAGUGCAAACAAAGAUGAGAAAGGCCGGCUAUCCAAAGAGAAAAAGCUUCCAUCCAGUCGCAGUGCGGGACUCAGAGACGAUGGCAAGUCCGGUAUGCGCGAAACUGCGGAUCCCCCUGGACUUCGGGAACAAGCGACACAGUUUUUCCAAGAGUGGGCGCGUAUUUGCACAACUCCUGGAGGACCUAACGAGAAGGCUAAUUCGAUUUACAUAUCACAGCUGCAAAGCACUGGCAUGCUGAAGGGAGACGAUGUUACUGACCGCUUCUUCCGUAUUCUAAUAGAAUUGGCUGAGAGUCAUUGCUUGAACUCAGAGACUCCACAGCCUACGACUGCUGUAGGGGAAUCCAGGCAGCAGGGAGGGUCGACUAUGUCGUUUGCUGCCAUCGACAUGGUUGCAAAACUUGUUGUGCUGUUGGUGAAGUACUCAUCUGAACCAUCUCUGAACAAGGUCAACCUCCUUACGAAGGUCUUAAAUGUGACGGUUCGUGUGAUGAAAAGGGACCACGAUCGAAAAGCAGGAUUCCACCCCCGUCCAUACUUCCGUUUGUUUGUAACGUGGCUUUUGGAUUUUAAUUCGUCAGAUUCCACCUUGGAUUCUAGUAAUUUUCAGGUGCUGCAGGCCUUCGCGAAUGCGUUUCUCGCCUUGCAGCCGCUCGAGAUUCCAGGCUUCAGUUUCGCGUGGCUGGAGCUGAUCAGUCAUCGGACAUUUAUGCCAAAGUUAUUAUUGAGCAACUCGCAAAAAGGAUGGGCUCCUUUCCAGAAGUUAUUAGUUGCGCUCUUCAAAUUUAUGGAGCCUUAUCUUCGGAAAGCUGAUCUGAGUGAACCUGUUCGGGUGCUUUACAAGGGCACGUUGCGUGUUCUUCUUGUGCUACUCCACGACUUCCCGGAGUUUUUAUGUGAUCAUCACUUCAGCUUUUGUGACGUCAUUCCACCGUCUUGCAUUCAAAUGCGUAACUUGAUUCUAAGUGCCUUUCCUCGCAACAUGCGCCUUCCUGAUCCGUUUACUCCCAACCUUAAGGUUGACUUGUUGCCAGAAAUAUCUAUGUCUCCGCGUAUUCUCUCAGAUGUAGAAGGAGCUUUGAAAGCGAAGCAGCUCAAGAGCGAGGUUGAUGAUUUUAUCAAGAAUCGGAAUCAAGCAACACUCUUAUCUAUGGAUUUAAAGGGGCGAUUGACUUUGUCAACUCAGGAGGCUCAAGCUUCCGGCACACGCUACAACGUGCCUCUCCUUAACGCGCUGGUGCUUUACGUUGGAAUGCAGGCUGUUCAGCAACUUCAUAGCAAGACAUCGCAGCAGUUGGCAGCACUCACGGCUCCUAUUACUCACAGCGCUCCAAUGGACAUAUUUCAGCGACUCGUGAAUGAUCUCGACACAGAAGGAAGAUAUCUCUUUUUGAACGCUGUGGCAAAUCAACUGCGCUACCCCAACAAUCAUACAUAUUACUUCUCGUGUGUACUUCUGUUCCUCUUUGCGGAGGCUUCACUUGAAAUCAUUCAGGAACAGAUUACUCGUGUGUUGCUCGAGAGACUAAUUGUCAAUCGGCCACACCCUUGGGGUCUGCUUAUCACCUUUAUUGAGCUUAUCAAGAAUCCACGCUACAGCUUUUGGACACACGGCUUCACUCGAUGUGCUCCAGAAAUUGACAAGCUAUUUGAGUCAGUGGCCCGUUCAUGCAUGAAUUCUACUUUGAAGCCCAGUGAUGACGAUCUGCCCGGAAACCUUCCAGCUGACGGUUUGAAAGGAUGAUCGCAUUUAAGUUAUUGGUUCCCACUUCAACAGAUAUGUACAUACAUUGACUGAGGAGCUGGGUAGCCUAGUCGAGACUUAGGGGAUGGUUAUAAGUCCCUUAAAGCCAAGGAGUACAAACCUGACACAAGGAUAAAUAAGUAGGUACUUGAGGUGUACGAAAGGUGGUGAGCUGGACAGCAAAGGAAAUGAGAAGCUUAGGCUUAUAUAGGGUGCCAAUACCUUCCAUCCUAGCAGACAGGACUAGGUCUUCAGUUGUAGGCGUAUUGUUGAUUGUUUCCCUUAUAGCGUAGAAGUUUUGUUGAAGAGCAUUAUGGCCAAAUGGCCAUUAGGCCAACUGUACAUUGUUGUGAAUUUUGAGGUUAUUAACAUUUUUAUUAAAUUUUUGCA
Molecule: messenger RNA, 8609 nt
Organism: Physcomitrium patens
Lineage: Eukaryota; Viridiplantae; Streptophyta; Bryopsida; Funariales; Funariaceae
Source: RefSeq, a predicted model, not a curated record